Messenger RNA from Podospora anserina S mat+, 714 nucleotides. RefSeq lists its product as uncharacterized. Lineage: Eukaryota; Fungi; Ascomycota; Sordariomycetes; Sordariales; Podosporaceae. Gene Ontology annotation, biological process: regulation of proteolysis; regulation of Ras protein signal transduction. Bases 1 to 714 code for a protein of 237 amino acids. The record is from RefSeq and is a predicted model, not a curated record. The transcript is spliced from 4 exons. Gene Ontology annotation, molecular function: phospholipid binding; peptidase inhibitor activity.
AUGACAUUGUACAGCCUCCUAUUGCACCUCUUUAUACUCAUUGGACCCUUUGCUGCUGGGGCAAUUGUUAUUGUCAACGAGCAGCAUCCUCUCCCGAAGACCGGUAAUAGUAUCUGGAACACCCAAGACGAUGUACAGAAAGCGCUCCAGGAUGCCGAAAUCAUCCCUACUGUCAUUGACGAUUUUCUUCCUUCACUUUUGAUGAACGCCACAUGGUCUUCCCAUCAUCACACUCACGCCGACCUUGGCAACACCCUCGAACCUUCCCUGCUCGAAUCAGCCCCUUCAGUGAAACUGAUGGCAUCCAAGCCUACCCUCUGGAAGAAAGGCGUUACUUACGUUAUCGCCAUGACGGAUCCGGAUGCUCCAUCGCGCGAUGAUCCGAAAUGGUCCGAGUUUUGCCAUUGGAUCGCAAUAGGCGUGCCGACCUCAUCUGGGAUUAGCCCUACCUUUUCUGAUGAGAUCAUGGGGUACAAGCCUCCAUCACCGCCCGAGAAGACUGGGAAACAUCGGUAUGUUCUGUUGGCAUUUGCCCCUGCCAACGGUACUACUGAAAAGCUGCACUUGUCGCGGCCGAGUGCAAGAAAGCAUUGGGGAUAUGACGUUGGCAAUGAUGGAGACAAAGACACGAAAGGGGUGAGAGAAUGGGCUGCAGAGAAUGGGCUUGUUCCUGUUGGUGCCAAUUUCUUCUAUGCUCAAAACAAGAAGCACUGA